AUGAACGUACAGGCGACAUGCGAUGCCAACUACCGGUUUUGCAGCAUGUCUUGCAUUGCACCCGGCUCGACCAAUGACUGGACGGCAUGGAACCAUUCGGAUCUAUCCACAGCGGUGAAAAACCUGCCGCCAGGGUUCUACGUGCUCGGAGACGCGGCUUACCCCCUAAGCGACCACCUGUUGACUCCGUACCCAGGGAGGGGACUGCCGCUGGACCAAGACGCGUUCAACUUCUAUCUGAGUCAACUCAGAGUCAGGAUCGAGCAAGCGUUCGGCAUUCUCGUCGACCAGUGGGGCAUCANCUAUCUGAGUCAACUCAGAGUCAGGAUCGAGCAAGCGUUCGGCAUUCUCGUCGGCCAGUGGGGCAUCCUGUGGAAGCCGUUGCGUGUUCAGUUCGCUGGGCGAUGCGACUUCAUCACGGCGCUCUUCCGCCUCCACAACUAUCUCCGGGACGAGAAGGUUACACCAAUCCAACGGUCGGAAGAAGACGCGGAGGUGGUCCAGGCACGCCCCCACCUACUCGGCGACAAGACUCUGCCAGGAUCUUUCAGCACGACCACCAAGGACGCGCAGAAACUGACCAGGUCAGGCGAAGUCUCCACGCGCAACGGGAUCACGAUCAUGCUGGACAACAAGCGCCAGUACCGCCCAAAGCACAACUUGGUGCGCAACGCAGCGAGGAAGACGUGAGGGAUCGAACGCGGGCGGGCUGCGGUGAAGGGUGGGUCCCGAGGACGUAGUGCAUGGAUGAUGAAUGAGACGAGGAAAAUGCGGCCGUGGUGGCCUUUGAGGAGCGUGGGCCGGGGCCGGGGCGGCGGAUGUGGACGGUGGUCGGGAAUGCAACGCCUCUGGUGGGGUAGGGCGGGGGGGGGUGAAAGGGAAGGGAAGGCGCACGGGCGGGUGAGAAAGUUUUUUUGUUUAGGGGGAGAGGGUCGGCCGCGAAAUCCACAUGCGCUUCUACGAGGACGUUUUGGGCAAUUUUGCGGAAGUCGUGUUUUAUGUGUUACAAACACCAUAAACCGGGGUAAUCUACGAGUGGUGUCCGGUAAGAUUUCGUGUUGUUUCGAUACGUAUUGUCGCUGUUCAUUACGUCGUUUGUUUGGGUGUCAUUCCUGCGUUGUGCAUCUCUUGCGCGAGAAAAUUCGAAUUGCAGAGACGUCGAAGAAAAAUGUAGGUUUCCAAACGCAUUUAUUUUAUAACAUUUGGCGUGUAGGGUAAGGGUGAGCACCCUCCCCCCUGUGUGGGGGAAUUUUGUCAUGUCAUAGUUGCGUGAUGCGAGAUGGUAACAGAUAUGUUUUUUUUUUCUGACUUCACGAUGUUGCCUCUAGGGAGACAGUGUUGGCUGAACAGCAUCAUGGCGUAGACGGUCAGCUCCCACAGCCCGGGAUAACGGUAUCGGGAAUGGAUCCGCGUUCAAACGUUUUUUACGUUGUAUUUGAAUAAGUUCGCGUCGUGAGGAGACAUUGUUUCCGAAGCAUCUACGAAUGCAGACGGUGGUUGGUGAAAAACAUACCGACCAAAAACAAACAAGCGGUACUGCUGUACGUGUCUAAAAAAAAACGAACUUUGGUCGUGCGCCACACGUUCGCUCUGCGUGUCCCCCCCCCCUGGUCAUCUGUAAAAAAACACCACCAAAGAAAAAGACAAGCGUGGUACUGCUGUACGUGGCUAAAAAAAACAUCGAACUUCGAGCGUGCGCUACGCGUUCUCCAUGCGUGUGCUACACGUGGUGCACUCGUCAAACACCCACCCGACAAAAGACAAACGGUACGGCAAGUGAAAGCGAUCUGCCUUCUCCCUCACCCGCCCACACACAAACGAUCUUACACCAACCGCCACUAAAACACAAUCGAUCGCUCUUGCACAUGUGGAAUCGGGGAGGGACCGCGGGCUGUCCCUCAAAGGGGACUCUUGUCCCAUUCAGCCAUCUCUGUUCUAAUCUUCGCAAUAUUUUUUUCCAGAAAACCGACCAUUUCUAGCGCCGCGCUGUCGCCGCCUGCCGCCUCUGCUUUGGCUUGUUUGAGAUUUUUCGUGGCGGCUUGGAAAGAUUCGAACAAUGUGUCGAAAAACCUCAAUUUUGCGGUCUUUUCAUCUACGAUGUUCUGCGGGGAAGGUGCUGCGGCGGGGGCGGGUUCGGACGCUGGCCGAAAUAGCUCGCUUAAUCCGCCGGGGGGCAGUCCAAGUCCAGACGCCACUGAGUGCAUGGCAACCGCGGCCGUCUCUUGCACGCUGACGGCGUUCUUAGCCUGCUUUUUCUUGGCCUUGAGGUGGGCGUUGUCCUCCCUCGCUCUGCGUUUGGAUUCCUCUCUCCUCUUCGCGUCAGCAGCGGCUUCCUUGGCGCCUGUAGGGCCGGCGGCCGCCC
Molecule: messenger RNA, 2362 nt
Organism: Ectocarpus sp. CCAP 1310/34
Lineage: Eukaryota; Phaeophyceae; Ectocarpales; Ectocarpaceae
Source: the annotation of a GenBank genome assembly